Molecule: messenger RNA, 1621 nt
Organism: Cynara cardunculus var. scolymus (artichoke)
Lineage: Eukaryota; Viridiplantae; Streptophyta; Magnoliopsida; Asterales; Asteraceae
Product: probable ADP-ribosylation factor GTPase-activating protein AGD8
Exons: 7
Coding region: 132-1337 (401 amino acids)
Biological process (GO): COPI coating of Golgi vesicle
Molecular function (GO): GTPase activator activity
Source: RefSeq, a predicted model, not a curated record
AACAUAUACUGCUCUCGAAAUCACAUUCUUCUGCUGUCCCUUCGUCGAUUGUCGUUUCCCUGAGGAGUUCCAAAAUCUCAGAUUCAGUGAUCUCCUCCAGGGAACUGUUAAUUUUGCUUUCAGUUUCUCCAAUGGCUUCCGACAGUUUCACCGACAAAACCGCCGUUUUCAGGAAGCUGAAAGCCAAAUCGGAGAAUAAGAUGUGUUUUGAUUGUAACGCGAGGAAUCCAACUUGGGCAUCCGUAACCUACGGGAUAUUUCUCUGUAUUGAUUGCUCUGCCACCCAUCGUAGCCUGGGUGUUCAUAUCAGCUUCGUUAGGUCAACCAAUUUGGAUUCAUGGACGCCAGAUCAGUUGAAGAUGAUGAGCUUUGGGGGCAACAAUCGUGCUCAGGUCUUCUUCAAACAGCAUGGGUGGACAGAUGGAGGGAAAAUUGAGGCCAAAUACACCUCUAGGGCUGCUGAGUUAUAUAAACAGUUGCUUUCAAAAGAAGUGGCCAAAAGUUCUGCGGAAGAUGCUAACUUGCCAUCAUCACCUGUUUCUGCCAAGAUAGUUGAAACUUUUGAUGGACCUUCUGAUUUCAAGGUCAUUGAAACCCCAAAAGAGAGCUCUUCAGCAAAACCUGAUACCAAUGGCUCUGCUCCAGUUAAAGCUCCUCCAUCAAUUCGUACAGCUUCUGUCAAGAAGCCCAUUGGUGGAAAAAAGACUGGAAAAACUGGGGGGCUUGGUGCAAGAAAGCUUAGCACCAAGACAAGUGAAAGCCUGUAUGAUCAAAAGCCUGAAGAACCAGUUGUACAAGUGUCCACCUCAGCAAGUACCAUAUCAUCAUCWACUACAACACCUCACAUCUCUCGCUUCGAGUAUGUUGAUAGUUCCCAAGCUGUGGAGACGGGUCCUGGAGGCAUGAAUACACUUAGUCAUGUUGCGCCUCCUAAGUCGUCCAGUUUCUUUGCAGAAUAUGGAAUGGACAGUGGUUUCUCGAAAAAAACUACUACAUCCAAAGUCCAGAUUCAGGAAACUGAUGAAGCAAGGAAGAAGUUCUCUAAUGCUAAAUCUAUUUCCUCGGCACAAUUUUUUGGGGACCAGAACAGAGACGACCUUGAUGGUCAAGUCUCCCUGCAAAAGUUUUCAGGCUCUGCAGCUAUUUCAAGUGCUGAUCUAUUUGGUCACGACUCGGAUUCUAACCUCGAUCUCAGUGCCAGCGACCUCAUCAACAGGCUGUCUUUCCAGGCACAACAGGAUAUGUCAUCCUUAAAGAAUAUAGCAGGAGAAACCGGAAAGAAGCUGAGCUCGAUAGCGUCGACUUUAAUGAACGAUUUCCAAGACAGAAUCCUGUGAUCUGGUUGAAAUUACUGAUAUACCCUUUCCAUAUAAAAAGAUGUUUUAUGUGUCGUGUAAAGAGGGCGGAAAUUCUCUCGCAUUCUAUCGUCGUGUUAUUUUCAUAGCCGGAAAAUGGUUUUAAUGUUUUGUGAUGUGUGUUUUUGGUGGUUUAAAGAUUUAGAGGUACAAAGUGUCAGCAGGUGGCAGGUGAGAUGGUAUGAGGCUAAAUUCUGCAGAAACAGGCUAUUAUAUGUAUUUACAUAUCUUUAAGACUAUAUAUCAUAUGAUAUUUUUCAUUGUUA